Messenger RNA from Hibiscus syriacus, 496 nucleotides. RefSeq names its product 40S ribosomal protein S21-like. The record is from RefSeq and is a predicted model, not a curated record. Bases 137 to 385 code for a protein of 82 amino acids. Gene Ontology annotation, molecular function: structural constituent of ribosome. The transcript is spliced from 4 exons. Lineage: Eukaryota; Viridiplantae; Streptophyta; Magnoliopsida; Malvales; Malvaceae. Gene Ontology annotation, cellular component: ribosome; cytosolic small ribosomal subunit. Gene Ontology annotation, biological process: endonucleolytic cleavage to generate mature 3'-end of SSU-rRNA from (SSU-rRNA, 5.8S rRNA, LSU-rRNA); endonucleolytic cleavage in ITS1 to separate SSU-rRNA from 5.8S rRNA and LSU-rRNA from tricistronic rRNA transcript (SSU-rRNA, 5.8S rRNA, LSU-rRNA); translation.
UAGGGUUCGUUCUUCUUCGCAUAUAAAUUUAGCAAACAAGGAACCUAAAACCUCACUUGCAGCAGCGAUAGCAGCAGCCUCUCUCUCUCUCAUCUUGUGAUUUGAGCGUUUAGUAUUCUUGAAGCAAUUCGCAAAGAUGCAGAACGAAGAGGGUCAAAACAUGGAUCUUUACAUCCCCAGAAAAUGUUCGGCCACUAAUCGGUUGAUCACCUCGAAGGAUCAUGCCUCUGUUCAGAUUAAUGUUGGACAUUUGGAUGAGCUUGGCAGAUACACUGGAACCUUCUCCACUUUUGCUCUUUGUGGCUUUGUCCGUGCCCAGGGUGAUGCGGACAGUGCGCUUGACAGACUCUGGCAGAAGAAGAAAGCUGAAGUCCGACAGCAGUAGUGGUAUUUCCCUUUUAGUACUAAAAUGGUCUUGACUUUGGAAGUGAAUUAAAUUCUAGCUUGUGUUUUUAAGGAUUAUGCAUUGAACCUAAUGUAUUUGCCUCUUUGUUUC